This is a messenger RNA of Oikopleura dioica, 1311 nucleotides long. Lineage: Eukaryota; Metazoa; Chordata; Appendicularia; Copelata; Oikopleuridae. The record is from the annotation of a GenBank genome assembly.
AUGGACGCGAUCGAAAGCAUUUUCCGUCACUUCCAAAUGAACACUGUAGAUGUCCAACGAAAACUAAACGAUGAUUCAAGCGCUAGUGCGUUGUUUGAUAUGCUGCUGUUUUACGAAUCGACGAGUUUAUUGAAUUGCUCGAGGAAUACGAUGGGCGCGAGUGCUUGGAUUAGUCUUUCGCAGCUGGUGAAACGGAGUGAAAGACUACACACGCUGAACGCCUCCUACAACCACAUCCCCGACGCGGUGAUUCCUCCCUUCUCGAGGGCCCUCAGAUCCUCACUCAACUUGUCGGUGCUUCAUUUAGAAGGAUGUCAUCUAACUGGAAGAUCAAUUGCGUUAAUUUGCGCUGGGCUGAGGACAAAUCAAACGUUGACGGAGCUGCAUCUCAUGGACAACAAGCUGACCAUUCCAGACACGCAACACAUCCGCGCGCUUCUAACGCUUUCGAAAACGCUAACGCUGCUCGACCUGCGGAACAACCAAAUCCAAGACUCAGGCCUUUUCCACCUCUGCGACGGGCUCAAACAUGCGAAUUGCAAGCUUGAAACGCUCUGCUUAUGGAAUAAUCAGCUGACUGCUGUGGCUAUGGCGCCGCUUACAGAAGCACUUCUGGAGAAUAAGACGCUUUCGAUGCUUAAUUUGGGCCAGAACGCUAUAAUGGAUCAAGGUGCUAGCACGUUAAAAAUGGGUCUCCAAGGAAACUCAACUCUCCGCCGCUUAGGGCUCGUUGGCUGCAAGCUCUCAGAUUGCGGAGUUAUCGCCAUCGCAGAAUAUCUGGCUGAAAGUAGCGCGAUUCAACGACUAGACUUGAGAAAUAAUGACAUCAGUUUGGGAGGACUGAUGGCGCUUUCGUUGUCGGCGCGGGAAAAUAAGUCGGCGAAGCGGAUUGAUUUGGACAAGCCGGCGAAAGAUCCUGACUUGCCGCAGGAACUGCUGCAGAGACAGAAUGAACUGUGGGAUGAUUUGGGACUCUAUGCGAUGCGGAAUAGAGGCGCCGAGAUGACCAGGACGAUGUCUGAAGCCACAGUGACAAGUCCCGCCGCCCAAAACGGCGAGCAUCAGACGAUCGAAUUCGACUACCGCGACGAACCAACUCAACUGUGCUCAAAGCCAAUUCCCAUUUCGCCAAAACAAGCGCUCGACGAGCUCGAUGUUGAGAAAAGUCUUCCUCCAGCGAGUCCGCCGAAAGACGAAGAAGGUUCGCUGCCGCUAGAAAGCGAGGAGAAUCCUCUUGAUCUACAUGUAUCCCGCGACGAAGUCGACACUCAUGAAAAAUUCGAUGUGCAAUCUGAAGGUCUAAGCGAAUAG